Anguilla rostrata (American eel) is the source of this 1454-nucleotide messenger RNA. RefSeq names its product phosducin a (gene pdca). Gene Ontology annotation, cellular component: photoreceptor outer segment. Gene Ontology annotation, biological process: regulation of G protein-coupled receptor signaling pathway. Lineage: Eukaryota; Metazoa; Chordata; Actinopteri; Anguilliformes; Anguillidae. The record is from RefSeq and is a predicted model, not a curated record. The transcript has 4 exons. Bases 149 to 853 code for a protein of 234 amino acids.
AAUUCUCAAAGUGCCCUUGGCCCUGCUCAAACACUCCAAACAAUUCUCCAAGGCAACGGAGACCACAUGUAAUCAUCAGCCAUUCGCCACAAAGAAAGCUUGCGGCAACAAGGUUUUCAUUUUGAUUGACAGAAAACAAUUAGUCAACAUGUCAGGCCCAACCGCGGAUGAGGAGCUGCCCAUGACACACACAGGUCCCAAGGGGGUUAUCAGCGACUGGAGGAAGUUCAAGCUGGGAAGCGAGGACUACGAGUCCAUUCCGCCCAGCAAACGUGAGCUCCUGCGGCAGAUGUCCAAUCCCAAAAGCACUGGCGACGAGGAAAGACAGAAUCGCAAGAUGAGCAUGCAGGAGUACGAGAUGAUCAGGGAAGAGGACGAGCGGUGCCUGAGGCAAUACCGCAAGCAGUGCAUGCAGGACAUGCACGAGCGCCUGAGCUUCGGGCCCACGUUCGACGGCGUGUACGAGCUGGAGAGCGGCGAGGCCUUCCUGGAGGUGAUGGAGAAGGAGCACCAGCUCACGCUGGUGGUGGUGCACAUCUACGAGGACCGGAUCCCGGGCUGCGAUGCCCUCAACGGCUGCCUGACCUGCCUGUCGGCCGAGUACCCCGGCGUCAAGUUCUGCAAGAUCCGGGCGUCCUGCACGGGGGCCGGCGACCGCUUCUCGGACGACGUCCUGCCCGCCAUCCUGGUCUACAAGGACGGGGAGCUCCUGGGAAACUUCCUGUCCGUCACCAAGCACCUCAACGAGGAUUUCUUUGCGACCGAUGUGGAGGCCUUCUUGAACGAGUAUGGCCUGCUGCCGGAGAAGGAAUUCACCGCAUAUCUAGACGAUGAGGAGGCCGACGUGGAGUGAGUGAGCAGGGGCUUAUCUUUGCUGGAGGGAGAACAAGACUCUGUCCUUUCAGUGAACUGCAUAUGAUCUGUACCUGACGCUGUACCUGUAAUUCAAGUCUUACAGAAAAAACACACCCUCCACACGCACUAAGGAAAAACCCACUGGCUGUAACCCUGCAGUAUUCGCUGUACUAUAUGCCAGUUGACACUGUACUAUUUUAUUCACUUACAAAGUAUAAAUUGAGGUUUUCAAAGCCACUACGCAUUGCUUUAUAUUAAGUUUGUAGUAAGAUGGUGGGGUUACUAGGAUGGGAUCACAGCAAUGUAGGGCACCCCUUACUGUAGGUCUGUCCAUUUGUACAUUUCCCUCUUAGUCAUUCUGACUUCUCUACAUCAACCAGCAACUUACAUAAAUAACAGCGUGCCCAUAAAAAAAAUGUGUAAAACAAAAUCAUUGCAAAGAGCUGCUGUGAUCAUUGUAAGACAAAAUUGCACCAUUUAAGGGCCUAACCAGGAAGUCAAUGUUGCUAGAAUCCUUUGUAUUAUCUGGUUAAAAAAAAUAAAAUAAAACAAGAUAAUAUUUUUCAAAAUGAUCAUUAAAAUUGUAUUUGAAAAAAUAA